Messenger RNA from Myotis myotis, 1694 nucleotides. Its product is annotated as CMRF35-like molecule 7. The transcript has 4 exons. Lineage: Eukaryota; Metazoa; Chordata; Mammalia; Chiroptera; Vespertilionidae. Gene Ontology annotation, cellular component: plasma membrane. Gene Ontology annotation, molecular function: transmembrane signaling receptor activity. The record is from RefSeq and is a predicted model, not a curated record. Bases 93 to 803 code for a protein of 236 amino acids.
CAAAUCGAGGGCAGAGUGUGCCUGGGCUCCGCGCAAGUCCCCGGAGGCACUGGCACUGGACGGUGACCAGGGAGAGAGCCCGCAGGCAGGACAUGUGGCUGCUCCCAGCCCUGCUCCUCCUCAUCGUCCCAGGCUGCUUCUCCAUGUCUGGUCCGUGGUCCGUGAGCGGCCCCAGAGGGGGUUCGGCGACCAUUCAGUGUCGCUAUGACCCAGGCUGGGAAAGCUACUCUAAGUGGUGGUGCCGCGGAGAGGCCUGGGGUUCCUGCGACACCCUCCUUAAAACCACGGGGUCCGAGUGGAAGGUGCAGAGUGGCCGCGUGUCCAUCCAGGACGAUCACUGGAGGAACCGGUUCACCGUGACCAUCGAGGAGCUCCGGGCAAGCGACGAGGACGUCUACUGGUGCGGGAUCGAGAAGUCAGGAACCGACCUGGGGCACCAAGUGCGCGUGUACGUUGGCCCAGCUCUACCUGUGACAACGCAACUGGCUGUACUUGAGACAACACACCCGCCUGAACUUGAGACAACACACCCGCCUGAACUUGAGACAACAGAUAUGACUGAACUGACGUCACCAUACCCGGCUGUACCUGUGACAACAUCCGCCUGGGUCGGUCUGGCUACCUCACCUCCAAUCGCCCAGAGCAGCAACAGCAGCAUGGCUCUCACCAGAUCCCUCACCAGGUUCCUGCUCUGCAACCUGCACGUGGUGCUCCUGACCGUCAUAAAGGUGCCCCUGCUUGGGUGCCUGCUGUGCACGCUGAUGUGGCUGAGCAGGAGCCAGGGCGACCCCAAGGGGAAAUAAGUCGGUCUUUGCAGGAGACGGCAGUCCCCACGCCAUCGAGACCCUCGCCUGGGACUAGCAGAACCCCCUGCCGUCUUAUCAGAGGGUGGGCAGUGGCUGCAGUUCCAGGAGAGACGAGGGCGCCUGCUACCUGAGGGCCCCCUCAUCCUGGCCCCGGGAACACAGUCAGCUGCCCCCUCUAGGCUCAGCUCCGCACCCCAGUCUCCACCAAAGGAGCAGAGACAGGAAGAGCGAGGUGCUCCCCUCAUGCCCUGGGCCCUCGGUCACCUGCAGUCCUGCCUGUGUGGAUGCCCCGUUUCCUUGUGACUCUGCUGUGGCUCUGCCCAGGGUCAUGGACCACGGACGGCACUGCCUAGGGCUCCGGCCAGUAAUGGAAUCAAGAGUCCAGACCAACCGAUGGGUACAAAACCUGAAUUAACCCCAAAGCUCAGAGUGUGUCUAUGAGGGCAAAGACCGCCCCCCACCACCGCCACCGCCACCGCCACCACCACUGGAGGUGUCAGAGGGCUGCUGACCGCACCUCCUGUUGCAUCGGGACCUUCUGGAGAAUCACCUGAGCACAGACGAUCAGAGACAGGGCUGGACCAUCGCGCAGCUCACACCGAUAUGUCUCCUGUAUGUUCCUAUUGCAUCCAUGGAUUUCCUGGGCUCUUUGAGAUGAUACCAUUUGUUGCACUGUUUCCAUACAUUCGAGAGGGCGUGAAGGGAGCCUGAAUCAAGCACCAGGGUCAGGUGUGUCUCACGGGAUGUACCUGUGAGCCAGGGGAGGGGCGAGGGGAGUAGCCUGGCAGAUAUCUUUCUGUCCGCCGCCCCCCCCCCAAGAGAGGUAGCAACUAGGACCCCCUGUGUAGAUGCAAACUGUAAUUGAAGGCUAGGAGUGAAUAAAGAAGG